This is a messenger RNA of Astrephomene gubernaculifera, 710 nucleotides long. The record is from the annotation of a GenBank genome assembly. NCBI's taxonomy places the organism in Eukaryota, Viridiplantae, Chlorophyta, Chlorophyceae, Chlamydomonadales, Astrephomenaceae.
GCCACUUACCAUAGUAACCGUGUCAUGCUCGAUACAAAAUGCGGCCACUUGACGACGUAUUAGCUGCUCCAGGCGCGCUAGUCUUAGUUAUUUGCAUUUUUGCUCCAUUAUUUACACCAUUUAUUCGGAAACAUGUGCGGCCAGUUGUCCUCGACUUGGUCUACAAACACUGCGGCAUGGUGGCGUCGCUGCAGCAGCGCUUGCGGAACCCCUUACUUGACGUGCUUGUUAAGAUCACGGCCUUUACCGUGUCGGUUGAGUUCUACCUGUUGGCCAUCCCGCCCAUCAUGUGGCUGGGUGGCCCCUCCGGCGGCUCCGCGGCGAUGGCCAUCUGCCUCUGCAUGGCCGUCUCCACCUACAUGACCUGCGUCCUCAAGGAUCUUCUCAGCUGCCCACGACCCGGACCCGCAACUGCUGCCGCUGCAGCCGCAAGUGCGGAAAAGAAGAACGGCAAGGCCGACAAGCGAUUACCAGCAGCAGCUGACGCCACCGCAGCCGGCACCGCAGCCGGCCCUGGCGCAAACGUCGCAGGCUCCGGCGUGGAGGUGUUGGAGGCGGCGUACCGCGGGGAGAUCGAGAUGGGUGCGCCCUCCAUGCACACCUGGUGUGCACUGGUGCUCCCGGCGUACAGCGCAGUGGUAGCCGCACAGAUGGGCCUCCUGGGGGGCCCCACCGCCACCACCACCAUCACUACCACUACCAGCAGCAAC